Messenger RNA from Iphiclides podalirius (scarce swallowtail), 645 nucleotides. The record is from the annotation of a GenBank genome assembly. Lineage: Eukaryota; Metazoa; Arthropoda; Insecta; Lepidoptera; Papilionidae.
AUGCCCUACACGCGUUUGGCCGCGUUCGUGUUGACCGUGGCGUGCGGCUGCGCCGUCGAGCUGGAGGGGCUGUACGGGGCGCGGGGCGGCAACCGCGUCACGCUGUGCAUGGCGCCCGGCGCCAGCAGGGACGCGUGCGCCGGCGUCAUCUGGCAGCGCCACUGGCUGCUGGUGCGCGGCAGCUGCGUCGCAGAGAGGCCGCUGUUCCGCGCGCUCGUGCUGAGGACCAGCGACGCCGCCUGCGACGCCAUCGCGCCCGACGAAAAGGUCUCCGGGUCGCGUAAAGUGAGAGCGCGCUUCUUGCACACGUCGUACCCGCAGACAGACGUCGCGCUCAUUUGCUUGGACAGGCCGUACGAUGCCCUGGAUCCUGUCCGCAACGACAGCAACGCUGCUCUCUACAAAUUGGAGCCAUGGCUAUCAGACACUUUCAACCAGUAUCUCCUCACUACACCAAGAGCACAAUCUAUCCAUGAGCACCGAGAUAUGAUUUUCUCAUCACCUGUAAAAAUGUUUGUGACUACUGUCGUCCUACCAUUGACCAGUUUCAUAGUGUUCUUCCUUUUCAUCACUUUCUUCACAGGCUCCAACAAAAGUACAGUGACAUAUAAAAGCCUUCAUAACGAUAAAGAUGGUAAUUUUGCA